Trichomycterus rosablanca is the source of this 4077-nucleotide messenger RNA. Its product is annotated as A disintegrin and metalloproteinase with thrombospondin motifs 2-like. Gene Ontology annotation, biological process: proteolysis; extracellular matrix organization. The transcript is spliced from 22 exons. Gene Ontology annotation, cellular component: extracellular matrix. Bases 1 to 4044 code for a protein of 1347 amino acids. Gene Ontology annotation, molecular function: metalloendopeptidase activity. NCBI's taxonomy places the organism in Eukaryota, Metazoa, Chordata, Actinopteri, Siluriformes, Trichomycteridae. The record is from RefSeq and is a predicted model, not a curated record.
AUGAAUCUCGCCGCCGCCUUUCCGAUCUUCAUCUCCGUGCUGCUGCUGCCCGCCCACGGCCUCUACAUCUCCAGUAGCCUAGAUGCCCUGCAGCAUGUGCUGGGGGACUAUGGACUGGUGAGGCCUGUACUGAGCGAUGGGCAGGGCCGUUUCCUUUCACAUGCGGUAUCGGCAGACGCAGCUCGCGGGCAGUUCCGUAGGCGCCGGCGAAGAGAGGCGGAAACAGCAGAUAAGCCGCAAGGAGAAAGGCUCUACUACAAUGUCACCGUCUUCGGCCGGGAGUUCCACUUACGCCUGCGACCCAACACGCGCCUGGUGGCUCCCGGAGCAAAGAUGGAGUGGCAGACAUCAGGUGGCACCACAUUUAAGCCAUUAAACACCGACUGCAUGUACGUGGGCGACAUCACGGAUGUACAGGGAGCUUCGGUGGCCAUCAGCAACUGUGACGGCCUGGCAGGAAUGAUCCGUACGGAGCGGGAGGAGUUCUUCAUCGAGCCUGUGGAGACGGGACAUCAUGUGAUAGAGCAGGAGGACGGUGGUGGUGGACGUCCUCACAUUGUGUACCGCUCUGCUGCCGUGAAGAAGCCUCCCUUCAGCCCGCUAGCCGCAGACUUACAUUCCAAAGGUGCUGAUUUAAAUGGUCUAAUAGACCUGGAGACUCUGUAUGAGGGAGUGGAACGCAGUGCAAACCAGAGUCAGAGAAUACGUCGUCAGUCUCCCGAACGAGCCUACAACAUUGAAGUGCUGCUAGGGGUCGACGAUUCAGUGGUGCAGUUUCAUGGGGCACACCAUGUGGAGAAGUAUCUUCUUACACUGAUGAACAUUGUGAAUGAAAUCUACCAUGACCAUUCUCUUGGAGCACGUAUUAAUGUGGUUCUCGUCCGGAUCAUAUUGGUGGACGCCAAAAAGUCAUCGAAUCUUAUUGAACUGGGAAACCCAUCUCAGAGUUUGGAGAAUGUGUGCCGUUGGGCAUUUGAGCAGCAGAGGAAGGACAACAAUGACAAAGAAUACCAUGACCAUGCCAUUUUCCUGACACGUCAAGAGUUUGGUCCUACGGGAAUGCAGGGUUAUGCUCCUGUGACUGGCAUGUGCCAUCCAGUAAGGAGUUGCACCCUGAACCAUGAGGACGGCUUCUCUUCUGCAUUUGUGGUGGCCCAUGAGACCGGUCAUGUGCUGGGAAUGGAGCACGAUGGGCAGGGGAAUAGGUGUGGGGACGAGGUGCAGAUGGGUAGUAUCAUGGCUCCUCUGGUGCAGGCUGCCUUCCACAGAUUCCACUGGUCUCGUUGCAGCCAGCAGGAGCUGGGUCGCUACCUACACUCAUAUGACUGUCUUAGGGAUGAUCCAUUUGAGCACACAUGGGAGGAGCUGCCUCAGCUGCCCGGUCUACACUAUUCUAUGAAUGAACAGUGUCGUUUUGACUUUGGUGCCGGAUACAUGAUGUGCACAGCGUACCGAACGUUUGAUCCCUGUAAGCAGCUGUGGUGUGCCCAUCCAGACAAUCCUUUUUUCUGCAAGACCAAGAAAGGACCCCCAAUUGAUGGCACUAUAUGUGGGGAUGGCAAGCACUGCUUUAAAGGGCAUUGUGUGUGGCUGACCCCAGACAUCAUAAAGCAGGAUGGAAACUGGGGCAUGUGGAGUGAGUUUGGUGCGUGCUCUCGACCUUGCGGCAGAGGCCUGCAGUUCCGCACCCGUGCAUGUGACAAUCCACGUCCUGCUAAUGGUGGGCGAUCCUGCACUGGCUCCAACUACCAGUUCCGGGUGUGUAACACCAAAGAAUGUGAGAAUCCAUAUCAGGACUACAGGGCUGAGCAGUGUAGCAUGAUGGACAAUAAAUUCGAGUAUCAUAACAGGAAACACCACUGGCUGCCUUAUGAACACCCUGACCCUAAACAGCGCUGCAUUUUGUACUGCCAGUCCAAAGAGACUCGAGUGGUGGUGAACAUGCAGGAGCUUGUGGAACCAGGCAUCCGCUGCUCCUACAAAGACCCCUACAGUGUGUGUAUGUAUGGAGAAUGUGAGAAAGUAGGCUGUGAUAACUUGGUCGGCUCACCGCUUCAAGACGAUAACUGUGGUGUGUGCGCUGGGGAUGGAACUAGGUGCAAAACCCACAAGUUCAACUUCAACUUCACUAACAAGAAAGGUGUUAUUAAAGUUCUUGAAGUUCCACGAGGAGCACGGCAUCUCCUUAUUCAGGAACUCAAUGGAACAUCACAUAUUUUGGCUGUGAAGAACAAAGCAUCUGGUGAUUUCUUCCUGAACUCUCAUGGAGAUUUUCCAGAGACCCGUUCAGUCAUUGAAAAAGGGCUAGAGUGGGAGUACGAGAACAAAAACAAUAAGGACACCAUUCAGACCAGUGGACCUCUGAAAAAUGAUGUUGUUGUCAUGAUCCGGAUGCAUGGCUCAGCACAAGUAAAGGUGUCAAUUAAAUACAUUACUGACAAUGACAAGCCAAGUGAUGGUGCUAGUGAGAACAACAUGGUGCCUGACUAUGCAGUGCCAUACUCCUGGGUGGUGAAGAAAUGGACCCCAUGCUCCAAGACCUGUGGUGCAGGCACACAGAUGACCCGCUAUGGCUGCCGGAAAAAUUCUGAAAUGAGGCUGGUGCAUCGACGCUUUUGUGAAAAGCUGAGGAAGCCUUCAGUAAUGUACAGAGACUGUUACAUACGGGAAUGUGCUCAACCUAUUUGGGUGGCUGGAGAGUGGGGGGAGUGCAGUAAGACCUGUGGUCGAUUCGGGACCCAGACUCGGUCAGUGCGGUGUGUUCAACCACUCGGAGACGGAAAGUUCAAAUCGAUCCGGAGUCGAUACUGCAGCGAUGAACGACCUGAGGCAAGACGCGAGUGCAACCGCAUGCUCUGUCCUGCUGAGUGGAAACUUGGCCCAUGGUCACAGUGUUCUUUGACAUGUGGUAACGGGACCCAGGAAAGGCAGGUGCUCUGUCACACUAGUGAUAACGCUAUCGGACUCUGUCUGGAAUCAAAACCUGCAGCACAAAGAACCUGCAGCAUUGAGCCAUGCCCAAAGGGCAUGUCUGACUUCAACACUCACGGCAACUUCCUGAUUCAGUGGCUGUCUCGUCAUGACCCUAAGUACCCAGUGCAGAGGUUCUCAAAACCGCGAUGCAACACUGACCGCUCUUUUUUUUGCACCAUGGACAUUCUGCAGCAGUACUGCAAACAGCCAGCCUUCCAGCGCAUCUGCUGCAAAUCCUGUAGCACAAAUGCAACUAAUACAGCUCCUUUUGUGGAGCCUCGGCAAACUAUACCAACACUGGUCUCGAGGAAGCACUCCAACUCGACAAGUAACCCCAACUUAACGAUGAAAAUCACCUCACCUGGUGUUAAUAGAUUCACUAGUACCACUACAGCAACCAGUUUAUUUAACACCACAUGGGCAUAUACACCAUUUGCAACAGUCGAAGCUACAACUCCAAGCAUUUCUGCAGCGCCAACCAAAAUUACAAUCUAUACAGAAACCAGUGCAUUUAGCACAGAUGGAACCAAUAGUGGUAUUGUCGCCAAAAACGAGGAAUAUUACAACCUGGAGACCAGCACCGCACAGAACUUUAAUGAACCUCAAGCUGGCAGUGGUGCCCAUUCUGAGGAGGAUGAACCUGCAACCCAAGCCAAUCAGAAUGAUAAUACAAUUACUUUAGGUUGGCAUGAGGCAGCAACAGUUAUUGAAACCAGCAAAUCAGUAAUACUGACAACACCAGUGCCAAUCAAUGACAAAAUAUUUCAACAUGAAGAAACAAUAGAAACAUUAUUAAUCACAGAGCCAAGCACGACAAUGCAAAUCAUCACAAUGCCUACCACAAUGACCACAUCAACAGUUACCUGGCCACCCAACCGAGAAGAAGAUAACAAUGCCAUUGAGGUUCCCUUCCAGACUGUCAACAUAGAAAAUGAUUUGCCAGAGAACAAUAUAAUUCUGAGGAAAAGCCGUGUAUUCUUGCGUGAAAGAACACGCAACAAACGCAUUCAGGAGCUGCUUGAGGAAAAGAGAAACUAUUUACGCAGAAUAAAAAGAGGUGAGGGUGUUUGAGCCUGCUUUCUCUUAUUGAGACAAACAACCCUU